UUAUUUUACGAUAUUAAGAGUAGCGAGUAAAUACAGCAUUACAGCGAGUUGCCGGCAACUAGUUUCAGCUGUCAAUAACAGCUGUUUAGCGGCGUGUGAAAAUUCGUUUAAAAUUUGUUUUGUAAUUCAGCAUGGCUGCCACAAAGACUUUGCGCGCAUUAUUACAAGAGCUACGCACAGCUUCACCUAACGGCUGCAUCAAAAAUUCGCUGGCCGCACGAUAUGUCUUAGCGCAGUACAAGAAGUAUUCCACCACAGAUCUGCAAUUGUGUAAGGCGCGAGAUGAGGCGCUAUUCUUGGGUCAAACCUAUUUAACAUAUUUAUCCAGCUUGCGAAAAUACAAUGAAUUGUACAAAGAGUACCAUGGUCGUGGUGAACGCAGCGUCAAAGAGACUGCCGAUUUGGUCGGCUUUAAAUUGCCCACGGAUCCGAAGUAGAGGAAUUAAGAAGAGCUGUGUUAUGAAUAAUGUUAACGCAACUGGGGAUAUCAAUGAAUGAAAAUAUAUAGUAUAGAUAUAUUAGCGUAAUUUUGAAAUGAAUAUCGAUUUUUGUUGGAUUCAAUAAUACCAAAGCAAUGUAACAGUUUACUCUGUGAAAGCAA
Messenger RNA from Zeugodacus cucurbitae (melon fly), 601 nucleotides. RefSeq names its product protein FMC1 homolog. Gene Ontology annotation, cellular component: mitochondrion. The coding region runs from base 132 to 437 and encodes 101 amino acids. The transcript has 2 exons. The record is from RefSeq and is a predicted model, not a curated record. Lineage: Eukaryota; Metazoa; Arthropoda; Insecta; Diptera; Tephritidae.